Molecule: messenger RNA, 1062 nt
Organism: Sceloporus undulatus (fence lizard)
Lineage: Eukaryota; Metazoa; Chordata; Lepidosauria; Squamata; Phrynosomatidae
Exons: 3
Coding region: 121-756 (211 amino acids)
Biological process (GO): positive regulation of B cell proliferation; positive regulation of T cell proliferation; tumor necrosis factor-mediated signaling pathway
Cellular component (GO): external side of plasma membrane
Molecular function (GO): signaling receptor activity
Source: RefSeq, a predicted model, not a curated record
GUUGAAUCUGCUGAGGUCUCAAAGUUCACUAAUUUCUCAUUUGGACAGAAUUUGUAUCAUUAGCUCUUUGGUCACCUUUUUUGAGCUGUUUUUAUUUAAAAGGGGAAAAAAGACUGCACCAUGAGGAAGAGCAGAAGCAGCCACUUGAAUCCCAACACCACUUGUCAUCACCGUAGCUUAUGCUAUGACCGUCUGAUUGAAAAAUGUGUGAGCUGCAAAGUGAUGCAGAGAGGAGGCACCAAGGAGGAGACAACAACCAUCAGAGUGGCUUCCUUUACAACCCAGAUACCAGCAUCUCUUACUGCAGAACAGACUUGCUCAGCCUUAACCUUUGGUCUCUAUGUUUUUGUGGGACUAACUUUCACCAUAGCAGUUCUGUGCCUUGUAACAUACCUGAAACAAAAGAGAAGGAAGAAGAUGAGUAAAGCUGGUAAGGAGAAUUCCAAAGAAAAUGAUCACACCAUUGAGAAUGAAAUUCAUAAAGAUCUUGGCUGCAGCCCAGGAGAUGAUAGUCCUGAACUACCUGAUUGCCCACAUUCAAUUGUUACUUCAAAUACAUCUACAGAAGACAUCUUAGAGAAGAACGCGCACCAUUUUGCUUUAACAGGGUGUGAUGCCAUGGAAGCAGUUUUCCUACCUUCAUUUGAUAAUGACUGCAAUCCUACCUUUCCAGUGCCAGCAACUGAACUUGGGGCAACCAUGUUGGUGACCACCAAGACUACUCAAGAAAACUUCCUCAGUGAGAAGUUGUCAUAGCAGCAGAUUUAAAAGGGUUGAAACUAGCUGGCUGUCCUUCAAAUAUUAUAUAAACAUGCUUGACAAUGAAAGGAUGGUGACUGGACAUAGGCACCAGAGGAUUGUUUCACUGUAACAGUGGAAGUAAGUUUUCUGUUUCUUGCAUUGUAAUUAAAUUAAAGGAGACUCUCACAUAUCUAAGGGUCCCAGUUAUGCCUCUUACAAAUGGGGGAAACUGAUACUACAGGGUACCUUUUGCUGUCCUUCUUUUGUGAGCUUUGAGGAUGGCGAAAUGAGAAAAGAAAUGUGCCUAAGGAAAUAAAGGUA